AUGCUUUCAGCCUGCAAUCCUAUCACACUCGCUACAAGCGUAUUACCUGGUUUACUCCCCGCCAUUUCGGCAUCAGCGUCUGGAAACCAACCCAACAUAUUAAAUGCAACGAUGACAGUCAGUUCAGCUGCGCCUACCAUCUCAUCAGCUCCCUCUGCUUCCUCUUCCAUUCACUCAACCACUUCCGUUACUAUGCCACCUCCUCCAGCUUCUUUCAUUCUUCCGUCUGGUCCUGCUGGCGGGAAUGGCCAUCUUCGCCAUCAACAUCAGCCUCGGCCCCAUCAAUCCAACUCGAAGACUGGUAUUGAUCUAUCAGCCACUCCAUCAUCCUUUCCGUCUCGAGAAUCGGUCACUGAACCAUUAUCAUCUACUCUGAUUUCACACCUUCCUUCUCAAGCAUCGUCAUCUUCCUUAGUCGAUGCUGUGGUCUCUACUGCUUUCCUUACUAGCAGUGGUAGUGGUUCUACUUUGUCACGUCGCCGAUGUCCUCCACUUCCUGAUACAACCGCUAUUACGACGGUAUCAUCCGCUUCUAUAGGCCCAUCCUCUAAAUCAGCACCCUUUACUUUUAUCACAUCUAACUCAGGCUUCGAAGGCUAUAUGCCUACCGCUAACUCUGUUCCGGGUGCGCUCACUUCAACUAAUAUCGCUAUACUCGACUCUAAGACAGCACUACCAUUCAUUACUACUUCUGUUUCCACCACUUCUAUUACUACUUACACUUCUAGUAAUACUUCAUUAGGAUUACCUACGAGUGGAAGCGGUAAUGUGUUCAGCUCUUCAGGUCCAGCUAAAACGAGAGUUGGGCUUUUUCGGUCUGGAGUCAGUUCAAUCCAUCGGCCUGAUGGCCUUAGUGGUCGAACAGCAGUCAUAUCUGGGCCUGUUUUUGGCAGUCUAGUAUCUAGUGGACGAGCCCCACAUCUUACGAGUAGCAAUAGCCGCGCCAAUACCGGCCCUAGCCCAACCAGUAACAGUAAUGGUGGUAGCAGCAGCCAUCAUCUUGAAAUCGGCCUCUAG
This is a messenger RNA of Protopolystoma xenopodis, 1017 nucleotides long. Lineage: Eukaryota; Metazoa; Platyhelminthes; Monogenea; Polystomatidea; Polystomatidae. The record is from the annotation of a GenBank genome assembly.